Canariomyces notabilis is the source of this 882-nucleotide messenger RNA. RefSeq lists its product as uncharacterized. The coding region runs from base 175 to 645 and encodes 156 amino acids. The record is from RefSeq and is a predicted model, not a curated record. The transcript is spliced from 3 exons. Lineage: Eukaryota; Fungi; Ascomycota; Sordariomycetes; Sordariales; Chaetomiaceae.
UGGCAUUUCAAACUCACAGAAGACAAGCUGUUCUUCUCGUCAUGUCUGAAUACAGAUUCCCCAUGGCGUCUCUAUUAAAUUCUCCUUGGGCCCAAGUUGGUGCCGGCUACUGCAAAACCCUUCCUCUCGAAGCCUUGGUAAAUAAAGGUGCAAGAAUUCACGUUGAGCUGCAUCAUGCCCGUUAUCUUGCAACAGCCUUCCAAAACUACUACGGUAGUCCCGCCGCUCAGCAUGAACGAGUCAGCCAGUUCAGCUGCGUUCCAUGCAGCCGUUAACCCUGGGGACGAGGAAGGAGAAGGAAAAGCCUCACGGCACCGCGGGCGGAUUGUGAGCCCCAUCCGCUCUCCAACAUUCCGACGCUUCAAAAGAGGGGGAAGGGCCGUGUCUACGGGUGCGAGAGCUGCCUCUCCACCGCUCUACACGCGGGUUCUGGGUAUGGACACCGAUGACCCGGCCUAUGACACCAUAUUGUCAUCCUCUGAUCCGGAUGAAGAGUACACUCCGGCUACCACGUUGUCGAGUUCGCUUCCAGGGCCAACGGAAUCUGGUCCGUCGUCUGACACUCCGGCUAUGAGCUACCAGCCUAGACCACCACAAGCGACCCAUGCACGUCGACCGAGUACGCCUUUGUCGAUGACGGGCUGACCGUAUAUUAUGCCCCCUUCGUUGGCUGCAUCAACGCUAGAGAAAGUUGCUGCCCUUUCGCUUCACUGGCCCCCGCAGAGACGACGCAGAAUCCUGGCGCCACCCCAAGUGUGCAACCCCAACCGCUAGAUGCGAAAGACACUACCUUGAACAGCUGUCCCUUAGCCUACUACUCCGCCUUGGGAAGUUGUUGCCCCAGGUAUGUUCGGAGUUCUUUGUCACAGGAGCAUCAACUAA